Messenger RNA from Grus americana (Whooping crane), 3780 nucleotides. RefSeq names its product smoothelin (gene SMTN). Lineage: Eukaryota; Metazoa; Chordata; Aves; Gruiformes; Gruidae. The transcript has 22 exons. The record is from RefSeq and is a predicted model, not a curated record. Gene Ontology annotation, molecular function: protein binding. The coding region runs from base 66 to 3011 and encodes 981 amino acids. Gene Ontology annotation, biological process: actin cytoskeleton organization. Gene Ontology annotation, cellular component: filamentous actin; microtubule organizing center.
CAACAACAACAACAACAACAACAACAGCAGCAGCAGCAGCAGGCCGGGGCGGUCGGGCGGGCAGAAUGUCCCAGGAGAACCUCCUCGGCAUGGAUGAGGGAGCGCUGCGGAAGCUGCUGGAGGCAACGCUGGACCUGGCAGAGCGGCGCCGUAUCCGCUCGGCUAUUAGGGAGCUGCAGCGGCAGGAGCUGGAGCGGGACGAGGAGGCGCUGGCAUCCAAACGCUUCCGCGCAGAGCGCGGCAGCCACCGGCAGGACAACAAGGAGAACUGGCCACGGUCCCAGCGCCUGGAGGAGGAGCAGCAGACAGCCCUGGCCGCCUUGUCCCGGCAGCUCGAAGACAUCACUGAUGUGGAGGAGCUGACAAAACUGCUGCGGGCAGCAGGUGAGUACGAGGAGCGCAAGCUGAUCCGAGCUGCUAUCCGCAAGCUGCGGGCCGAGGAGAUUGAAGCUGCCACCCUGGCUGGGAACGCGCAGAGCAGCCGGAGGGACGGCAGCAGGCCCCCCGCUGUGCCUGGGGAUGCGAAAAGCAACCAGAGGGAUGAUGCUGAAACACCAGCCCUAGCUAGGAGCGGGAAAAGCAGCCAGAGGGAUGACGCUGAGCAGCCAGCCCUGGCCAGGAGCAGGGAGAGCCACGGCGAGGGCAGCACUGAGCCCCUGACCGUAGCCAGGAGUGGGGAGAGCAGCCAGCGCGAUGAUGCAGAGCAGCCAGCGCUGGCUGGGCUGGAGGAGAGUGGCUGCGGGGGGGCUGCAGAGCGGCCCCCUGCCCAGGAACCCGAAGGCUCAGCGGCCCAUGAGAAAGAUGACACAGUGGAGGCGGAGCACAUCCCAGCUGGGAUGCAGGAGCUAUGCAGCCAGCAGGCGGGAGACCCCCAGAAACCCAGCGCCCAGGCUGUGGUCUCGGGUACCCUUGUGCUCCUGGAGCUGCAGCCGGCCCCGGAGCCCAGUCCGGAGCCUGAAGAUGGUGGCGAGGAGCCAGAGCAGGACCAGCCAUGUUCCCCAGGUGCUGCCCAGCCCAAAGGACAGCACCAGACAGCCUGGAAGGAAGAGAGUCCCGGCAGCCCCGCCACUGCUCAGGAGCCCAGCGUGGGGCAAAGCCACCGGGUGGAGCAGCAUCCCCCGGGCCAGCCCAGCACAGGCAGCCAGGGCGGCCAGCUUGAUGUCAGGGUGCGUGGCCAGAUGCUAGGGCCGGCCAGGAGGCAUGGGGAGCUGCCAGCGGUGGCAGUGCCCACCCAGAAUGUAGUGGGGACCCCGGCUUGCCUGAACACUCACCAGUGGCAGCAAGCAUCCUCCACCCUGCGCUUGGCUGGUCGUACGGAGCCCAGCCCCGCCGGGCCGUCGCCGCGGGCCGCCUCGGUGCGGGAACGCGCCCAGCGCUUCACCCCGGCGGGCCCGGGGCCGGCCCCCAGCGCGGCGGCGGGCGGCCCGGCGGGGGCGGGCGGCGCGGGGGGGCGGGCCGGGCCCGGCCAAUGGCAGCGGGGGCCCCGCACGGCCCCGCUGGGGCCCGCUCAAAACGCGCGGGGCGGUGGCGGAGGCGCAGAGCAGCGCCCGGCCCCGGUCCCCGCCGGCCCCGGCCUCGACGGCAUGAAGACCACCUUCACCAUCGAGAUCAAGGAUGGGCGCAUGCAGCCCCUCACACCCCGCGUCGUGGCCACCCCUCGCAGCCAGCGGGCAGAGGUGACCCUGGGACUCCGGAGCACCCCCAUCCGCAUCACUACUGUCCCCAGCAGUGGCAGCAGCAUCUGCAGUAUCAGCAGCAAUGUCAUCAAGGACCCUUGCGCCCACUUUGAGGGCACUGAGGAGCCCGGCGGCCCUGUGGCCCAUCCACCCGCGUUCUCCAGCACGCGCCAGCAAUCGGCCCUGCACCUCUCCCGGAGCAACAGCGGCAUGGAGCCGGAGGUGGUGGAGCAGCCCCAGGCACCGAGGCUUGAGCCUGAGGUGCCCAAUGGCAUGGAGAAGGUCCAAGUGAGGGAGCUGGAGAGAAGGAGCAAGCUGAACGUCGAGGAGCUGGGCAGGAUCGAGGAUGAGGAUGUUCUGGAUAAGAUGCUAGAUCGGACAACAGACUUUGAGGAGCGGCGACUGAUCCGAAACGCCAUGCGGGAGCUGCGCCAGCGCAAGCGAGACCAGCGGGAGAAGGAGCGGGACCAGCGGCUGCUGGAGACAAGGAGCCAGGCUACAGCAGGGAGGGCCGGCCACACCACGGAGACCACCACUACGCAGAGCACCCAGUCGGCCGAUGGCUCGGCACACAGUACUGUCACCAAGACUGAGCGUCUCGUCCAAUCUGGUGAUGGCACCAAGACCUCCCGUACCACAACCAUGGAGUCGAGUUACAUGAAGAGAUCAGACCAUGGCAACAGCACAUUCGUUCAAACCAAAUCAUCCUACAGCUCCUCUUCCAAGAAGACGGGCAGCAUCUUCGACCGUGAAGACGAGAGUGCCUCCAGGCAGAGCAGCCUGGCCGCACUGGAGCGGCGCCAGGCUGAGAAGAAGAAGGAGUUGAUGAAAGCUCAGAGCCUGCCCAAGACAUCAGCUUCGCAGGCUCGCAAGGCCAUGAUGGAGAAGCUGCAGAAGGAGGGUGGGAGUUCGCCAAACCCCACGCUGGCACGCACCGCCGUGCAGCGCUCCUCCAGCUUUGGCGUGCCCAAUGCGAACAGCAUCAAGCAGAUGUUGCUGGACUGGUGCAGAGCCAAGACCCGGGGCUACGAGCACGUGGACAUCCAGAACUUUUCAUCCAGCUGGAGCGACGGCAUGGCCUUCUGUGCCUUGGUCCAUAACUUCUUCCCCGAGGCAUUUGACUACAGCCAGCUGACGCCCCAGAACCGCCGCCACAACUUCGAGGUGGCCUUCUCCUCUGCAGAGACGCUGGUGGACUGCGUGCCCCUGGUGGAGGUGGAAGACAUGAUGAUCAUGGGGAAGAAGCCGGACUCCAAGUGCGUCUUCACCUACGUGCAGUCCCUCUACAACCACCUGCGUCGCCACGAGUUGCGCAUGCGGCAGAAAGAGUGCUAGAGCCUGCCCUGCCCGCUACCCCCCCUGCCCUCAGGGCUGCUGGCGGGCAGGGGAGCUGCCUGCCCCAAGAGGGUCUGGGGGGGCCACAGGACUGAUGCUGGGGAUGGGAGGCUCUGCCUCACUGGAGCUUCCUUUGCCCUGGGUGGCUGCAGGCUGACCCCAUGGGCAGGGCAAGGCAGGGCCAGGCAGGUGCUGCUUGGGAUGCUCCCCAGCUUGGCUCGCCUCCCCUGCUCCAGCGCGUUAAGUUAUUUGUUUUCUAGGAGUUGUUUGUCUGCGGGCAGCACCCCUGCAUCCCCGAGGAGGCCCAGGCACGGUUGCGCCCUUGGGCCCAGGGCUGGUGUGAGUUGGCAGCCGAGUGGGGUUGCGCAGCCCAGCCUGGGUCACAGUGCAUCCCAUGGGCAGCGUGCCUGUGAACGGUUCUCCUCGGCCCCUUGUGAAGAAGCCCCUCUCUCCACCACAGGCCCUGCUUGGUGCUACCUCCCUGAGGACAGCUCCAUGCUGACACCCUGCUUCCCACCACGCACGUGCACCCUGGUGCACUUCCACACCGGGGGGGUGCAGCACCUGUGUGCUGGGGAGCAGGCAGGGAGGUGAGGGGUCCCGGGGGAGCGAGGGGCUCAAAGAGUGAGCCGGGAUGGCAGCCCCCACUCUCCUCCCCAGCUUGGGACACCACGUGCUUAGUGCUGCUCAUUCCUCCAUCACCGUCUCUACACCUGCGUUGACGUGUACCAACACCAGCCAGACAAUAAAGGUUUAUUCUAUAGGGCAA